Molecule: messenger RNA, 1611 nt
Organism: Truncatella angustata
Lineage: Eukaryota; Fungi; Ascomycota; Sordariomycetes; Amphisphaeriales; Sporocadaceae
Exons: 3
Coding region: 1-1611 (536 amino acids)
Biological process (GO): DNA-templated transcription
Molecular function (GO): zinc ion binding; DNA binding
Source: RefSeq, a predicted model, not a curated record
AUGAGAUCAAUCAAAAACCAACAAGACCUUGGUUGCUUCGCAAGGACGAUUUUCGCUCCGCUUCCGCCCAAAAUCUACAUCAUGCCUCUUAUGAGAAGCGCCUUAGAGGACAUAAGCAAGGUCUGGCCGCUGUUUGACGAUGACUGGAUCUUUCACAUGAUUGAAGAGCAGUAUUCGACGGCUUUGAACGACUGUCAUAGCAAUUCAGCAAGAUGGGCGACAAUCAACGCAAUUCUCGCUAUUGCUGUGCAGUGGAAAGCUGCCAAUAAUGCGGUAAAAGAUGUGUUUCCUAUAUCAUGGAGUCACUUCAAAAACGCAUUUUCUAUCUUCCCUGAGUUGGUUACUCAGGUUCCAGACUUCGAAGCUUGCCGAGCUGUAUUGAUCAUGGCCAUUUUCAUGCAUGGGACCGCAGAUGCACGAACCGCCCACACCUUACUGACAGCGGCUAUUCAACUGGCUCAGGUCAUUGGCUUAUAUCGAAGAGAUCUAUACCUCACCACAAGUCCUACGGAGAAUGAUCGGCACAUGCGAGUUCUCUGGACAAUCAACAUCCUUGGCAGUAAUGCAGCGAUGAAGUAUGGAUUACGAACGCCGUUUGACGAUGGCGAUGAUGAAAUGUGUCUAUCGAGCGCUAAUGCUGAAGCUAGCACCGGCGGCUUGGCCUUACCUCUUGCAGGUGUUAACAUUCUUAGGCUGAUGGCACAUUUAGCUGCAAUCCAAUCCAAGGUUCAUGAACGCCUUUAUUCCAACGUGGCGUUGCGGCAAGAACCGAUUGAUCGCGUACGGAUCGUCUCGCAGAUGGAUCACCAGCUUGAAAUUUGGAGAGUGGGGCUGCCUGCAACAAUUCGACCUGCGGGUAGCAAUCCCUUGACCAGUAUUGACCUUGAACCGGGAGUUGUGAACUUGCAUUUCGCCUACUACACUACUGCGUGGAAAAUUCACAUGGCUUUGCAGUGCCCGAAAGCUUUCCAUGAACUUAUACCUCCGUCAAUGGAUGCUUCUUCUGUGAGAGGGGCUGACUGGAAUAUCCCUUUGAGGUCACCUACUCCGGUGGUUGGAGCCCGUGUGACACUAUUAGUCCUACAAAACAUGCCGUCGCAACCACUCGUAUACCAUUGGCAAAUGCUUGGAUAUUCUGUUGUCGCAAUCUUGACACUGGUUGCAGCAGUGCUUGAUGACCCAUCAUGCCCCGAAGCACUCGUAAACGUCAGAUCUGUUGGUGAGUUCAUCAACAAUCUGAGACGGCUACAACUGGAACAUGGAUAUGAACUACAAACUAUGAUUCUAGGGCUCUUGGAGUUCUAUAAUGUCGCACACUAUGUAACGAGAGCCGCGCACGACAUUCCGAAAUACGAAAGCGCUGCAAAUCAAAACGAAAAUAUCCCAGGGCUAAAGAAACGCGAUAUUCAACUGGCUUUGUCCCGUUCUGCAGACCUCAUGCAUGUUUCCCAGGGGUUCAUAGGCAACAUGCCAGUACCAUGUACUGAGGCGGCGAAGAUAUUUCUGAACACAUCUGACAAAACACCGGUUUCAAACAACGGCUACGGACCUUUCGUUCCAGAUGUACUAAAAUCUCAGACUUACAAUUUCUUGUUCGCAUCUAGGCCAUGA